This is a messenger RNA of Helobdella robusta, 951 nucleotides long. RefSeq lists its product as hypothetical. Gene Ontology annotation, molecular function: catalytic activity. Lineage: Eukaryota; Metazoa; Annelida; Clitellata; Rhynchobdellida; Glossiphoniidae. The record is from RefSeq and is a predicted model, not a curated record. The transcript has 3 exons. The coding region runs from base 1 to 951 and encodes 316 amino acids.
AUGAAAUCGUUAGAUGCUACUCUUCGUCAUGUGGGGUUGAAUCAUGAUUUAACGAUUGAACAGCGAAAGGAAAUCAAAACCCUGACAAAUGAGGCAAAGUUGAAGGAAAACUCGGACAAAGAAGAAAAAAAUGGUGAUGAAAAUAUAAAUGAUUCAGAAAGAAAGACGAGCGGCAGAAAAAUCAAGGACUUCGAUCAAAAAGACGAAAAACUCAGAAUAGGUUUGUUGAAUAUAAGGUCAAUUAUAAAAAAUAAAAAAGAUGAUGUGAAUGAAAUAAUUAGAGAUAAAAUUGAUGUUCUUAUUUUAACUGAAACCUGGCAUAGAUCUCACGAUGAAAUAUCUGUUUUAUCUGCUAAACCUGCAGAGUACAGUUAUGUUGAUUACCUUAGACCAUAUGAUGCUAAUCAUGGAGGAUUAAUAAUUUACUUUGAGUCUAUUUUUAAAUUUAGAAGACUGGAACUACAACAACUAAAUACUUUUGAAGCCAUCGCAAUAAAAAUUAUAUGCAAUCGGAACGACUACUUAUUCCUGGCCAUCUACGGACCUGGGUCUUUGCCUGUCACUCCUAUGUUUUUUAAGGAACUGUCAUCUGUUUUGGAGAGUAUGACAAUAUUAACUUCCAAUUUAGUUGUUGCAUGUGAUUUUAAUGUCCGUGUUGAUAGACGUGACAGCCCGCACACGUUAACUCUGUUUGAAAUUUUCGAUUUAUUUCAUAUUAGAAAUGUUAUUAAUGAACCGACUCACGAACUAGGUGGCAUAUUGGACCUGAUUGCCAUUCCUUGUGAUAUUCUUGUCUCUGAAACUCAAGUUUUUCCAAGUGGAAUUUAUUCCGAUCAUGGCCUAGUUCAAUGCUACAAAAGAGAAGUUCAUAUUUUAGUGUGGACGUUGGAUGGGACUAAGAACAACGGACUCGUUACGGACUGUAGCUCACCGUCGUCAAAUGGUCCAUGA